Messenger RNA from Penicillium expansum, 366 nucleotides. RefSeq names its product Cytochrome P450. Gene Ontology annotation, molecular function: monooxygenase activity; oxidoreductase activity, acting on paired donors, with incorporation or reduction of molecular oxygen; heme binding. The transcript has 2 exons. The record is from RefSeq and is a predicted model, not a curated record. Bases 1 to 366 code for a protein of 121 amino acids. NCBI's taxonomy places the organism in Eukaryota, Fungi, Ascomycota, Eurotiomycetes, Eurotiales, Aspergillaceae.
AUGGGACUUGACUUUGGCUCGCUGCACAACAAGCCAAACAAGGUGGCAGACAGCUUCGCGAAGACCCUCGAACCGACUAGGGAGAAGAUGGCGUUCCUGGUGAUGAACUUUGCACUGCCGCAGUGGAUGGCGAGGCGUGGCGGGGCAUCGACAAAUUUUGCGCAGAUUACAUUCCUGCAUGGGCAGAGAUCAUGUAUUGGGAAGGACUUUGCGCGUGCGGAGUUGCGAUGUGCGAUUGCUGGUGUUGUUGGACGGUUUUUGUUUGAGAUGCAAGACCCGAAGCAGGUGAUUCAUGUUGCCGGGGCUGUUACCAUUAAGCCGGUCGAGGGGACGCAUUUGAGGAUCCGGAGGGUUGAUGGGUGGUAG